AUGCCCCCGGAGACCACUGGACGGCCACUGCUGCCACAAACGGCGCAAAUGCAGAGCUUCACCUUUGCGCCGCCCACGCUGGCACCGCGCGAAAACCAGCGCAAUUAUGUAUUCGUAGACGAACACAAUAGACACAAACGACUGAAAGUAAUGAGAGCAUGCGAAGGAUGUCGUAGACGCAAAAUCAAGUGCGACGCGGCAACAACGAAUGCAUGGCCCUGUGCUGCUUGCAUUCGUCUGAAGCUUAACUGUGUGCCGCCCACAGUCAGCUAUGACAAGGACUACAACGGUUCGCAAACCUUUGACCUGGAGCCCAAACCGCUCGAGUAUGCCCCGGACCCAUCUCCACAACAUGACUAUCAGCGCCAUCCAUCCAUGUCGCAGGCCAUGUCUCACCAGAUGCCGCCUUCCAUGCCGACUACCCAAGGCAUGUACCAACCUUCGCCCUACGUGGAUCAACAGUCCCAGGAGUCGUGCCAUUAUCAGCCCAUGUCUCAGCCCCAGGUCAUCCAGCAAACCAUGAGCUACGCGCCUCAGCACGGCUACUCACAACAAUCCGCUGGCCCGCCUGCGAUCCUGACUCCACCGGAAUCGGAACCCCAUUGGCGAAGUGACUCUGUAUCUAGUCUAUCCGAGGCACUGGGUGAACUCAAGAUCGACCAUACAGCCAUUGCCCCAUACAUCACUAACAUGAAGAAGGCGCUGGCCGAAACACCCGCGCAAGAGGAGUACGAGGUCGUACUACCAGCUUCUGUAAGCCUCGAUCAUACGGUCCGCAUACCACCGGAGAUGAUGCCUGAUGAUGAUCGGGCAAUGCAUUACUUUGACUACUUUUUCGCCAACGUUCACCCAUAUUGCCCCGUCAUCAACAAGGCCUACUUCUACCAGCAAUGGCACAGCGCUCCGGACUCCAUCUCUCCACUCAUGCUAGAGUCCAUCUUUGCUUGUUCUUCGUUGAUGCUGGGUGACUCAGAGGAGGGCAACAAAUGGCUGGCCCUUGCCACAAAGCACGAAGAGAGCUUCAAAGACGUGUCCCGCUUGAGUACAAUGCAGGCAAUGAUUCUAUUGCUGAAAGCUCGUGAAGCUUCACCAAAGCGAGGAUACUUCUGGCGUUCUUGGAUGGCGACUGUCAGCCUUGUAGCCAUGGCGAAGGACCUCGAAUUACACGAACAUUACGACACCCAUCAGAUGGGCAAAUCAUGCGGAUCGACAGUACACGACUGUGUUGCCAAAACGAGGGUAUGGCAGAUGUGCAUGGUCUUCGAGGUCAUGAUUGGCGGUCCUCAAGGACGCUAUGACUUUGGUGUUACCACUGAUACCGUAGACUUGGAGAUGCCCAGACACAUCGCAGGACAGGAUCCUUCCGAGCUUCAGAUUGCGCGUCAGUUCGUACAGUACGCCCGUAUUGUUAAGAACGUUCACCAUUCGGCCCUCGUGUACGGAAGACUCAGGAAGAAGAACCCGGACUGGGCACUGGAUCCAGCUUUUGUUGGCCACAACACCGACUUUUCCCUCUGGUUACGAGAGCUUCCGGAGGACAUGCAGAUUGUCUACCCCCAGGAUGGCUCUGCUCCUUGGAUCCCGUCCCAUCAGCUGGCGAAUAUGCACGCCUAUCACUGUUUGGCCAUCAUUAUGCACUUCCGCCCGCAGCUACAUGCCGUAUCAGAGUCAUAUGAUGGUAUAUGGAAGCAGCAUAUGCUCACAUGUUACUCGGCCGCCAAAAACCUAUGCAAACUUCAAGAGGCGAUUCUUAAGACCUACGGCAUGCCUGGAUUACUUUGCAUGAUGCGAGGCAUAAGUUUCCACAUCUACGCCGUGUUGACCUGCACCAUGCUGCACCUGGUUGCGGUGACAUGCCCGGACCCAGAUAUCAACCAUGAUGCCAGGAACUUCUUCGUACGCCACAUGCGUGUCCUGGAAACCAUGUCUCCCUCGUUCCCGAUGCCUGAGAUGCAACAGCAAGUCAACAGCCUGCGUCAAGCGUUCUCGGCCGAUUGUUCAAAAGCUUUUGAACUGAAACCGACAUUCCCAUUCGGAAGCCCACAAGUAGCUCCACAAACAAGCCCUAUGGGUCACCAGGGAUCGUACCGACCUCGUCACCCGAGCCAUCCCUCGCCCUUGGAACAACCAGGUCAGGUCAACUACCAUGCACUCCCCAUUACUCCACCAAUUUCGGCAUCCGACCGCGGAUCCAAGGCUGACUCUCCAGUAGCUCAGUCUUUGGUCAUGAUGGCGUCUGGUCACCGUGCAGCUCAGCCACCUUCUGGUAUGCAAAUGCCGGAGAACGCCCAAUGGAACCCACAACGCAUCUUUGAUCAAUGGAAUGUAGCCUUUGGUACGCCCCCUCCUACUAGCGCGUCCUCUCAGGCUUCUCCGCCGCUAAGACCCCAUCCUCCAGGAACCAAUUACGAUAUGCGGCCAGCGCAGGAGGCUAUGCAACCAGGCUACCAAAUAUCGAACACAUCGCCCCAGUCCAGCAAUGUCCAUGCAGUCCCAGGCCAGAUGCCACCAGCCUCGACAUAUGGAAACACUGCACCCGUAUACGUUACCCCUUCGAUGUGGCAGGAAGCAGUUGCCAGCUCUUUACCGGAUGGGCUCAAGCGCCGGUGGGACGACAACGCUUCCAUGGGCGACCAGUCAAUGUACAAACGCGCGCGUUGA
Molecule: messenger RNA, 2661 nt
Organism: Alternaria infectoria
Lineage: Eukaryota; Fungi; Ascomycota; Dothideomycetes; Pleosporales; Pleosporaceae
Exons: 8
Coding region: 1-2661 (886 amino acids)
Biological process (GO): regulation of DNA-templated transcription; DNA-templated transcription
Molecular function (GO): zinc ion binding; DNA binding; DNA-binding transcription factor activity, RNA polymerase II-specific
Source: RefSeq, a predicted model, not a curated record